This is a messenger RNA of Aethina tumida (small hive beetle), 973 nucleotides long. RefSeq names its product ubiquitin-conjugating enzyme E2 S. NCBI's taxonomy places the organism in Eukaryota, Metazoa, Arthropoda, Insecta, Coleoptera, Nitidulidae. The record is from RefSeq and is a predicted model, not a curated record. The transcript is spliced from 5 exons. The coding region runs from base 289 to 906 and encodes 205 amino acids.
AUUUAAUAAGUGGCAAGGUGGACAUAAAAUACAGAAAAAACAAAUGUCAAAUAAGAGUGUAACUUACAUAUUUUUACACUAAGAUUUAAAAAAGAAUUUCGAGAGUGUUUUGGGUCCGAGAUUAAUGUGUGACUGUGACUGAAUGAGACGUUCUGAUUGGUCGUAAAAUUCAAAAUGUGUGCAGCCCAGUAGAAACGCCACUACAAGCUUGUUAUGACGUUUCUCCAUUGAAUUGUAGCCUCAUAAAUUUAGUAUUUUUGUUCAAAACUUGUGAUAUUUUAUAAACACAUGGCUUCUGGCGCGAUGUCCAACAACGUCGAGAACCUCUCCCCUCAAAUCAUCAGGGGGGUUGUUCGUGAGAUGCAGGAACUAGUCACGACACCACCAGAAGGCAUUAAAGUUCAAAUUAACGAGGAGGAUGUCACCGAUAUUCAGGCUUUUAUCGAAGGACCCGCAGGAACACCUUACAUGGGUGGGGUUUUCAAAGUGAAGCUCACCUUGGGCAAAGGUUUCCCACAGGAGCCACCCAAGGCUUUCUUUCUGACCAAAAUAUUUCACCCCAAUGUGGCGCUAAAUGGAGAGAUAUGCGUCAACACGUUAAAGAAGGAUUGGAAAUCAGAUCUCGGAAUCAAACAUAUACUAUUAACAAUAAAGUGUCUUCUUAUUGUACCAAAUGCUGAGUCUGCACUGAAUGAAGAGGCUGGCAAGCUGUUAUUAGAACAUUAUGAUGACUAUUCCACAAGAGCAAAAAUGAUGACUGAAAUACAUGCACAGCCCCAUAAAAUUUGUAAAGGAGUGAUAGACGGCCCUCUUGCCAAAAAACACGCCGGCGACAAAAAUAAAAAUAUAUCUGCAGAGAAGAAGAAAAUACUGAAGGAUAAAAAGAGAACUUUAAAACGAUUAUGAAAACAUUUUUACAAACUUUUUUAUUUUUUUAAACAAUUUAUAAUUUCAAUAAAUGUUCUUAUUUUUA